Messenger RNA from Schistocerca nitens (vagrant locust), 934 nucleotides. RefSeq lists its product as uncharacterized. Lineage: Eukaryota; Metazoa; Arthropoda; Insecta; Orthoptera; Acrididae. Gene Ontology annotation, molecular function: N-acetyltransferase activity. The transcript is spliced from 3 exons. Bases 39 to 677 code for a protein of 212 amino acids. The record is from RefSeq and is a predicted model, not a curated record.
AGUUACGAGCACCUGACCAGUCGACACGUCUGCACAGAAUGCAGUCGCCGGAGGGUUUUAGGUUAGUGCGCGCCCGGGCGUCGGACCGCGACCGCGUGGAGCGGCUGGCGAGGAGCGCCUUCUACCCGGACGAGCCGCUCGACGUGGCGUUCGGCAACACCAGAGGACCACCCACCGAGGAGAUGCUCUUCCUGUCGGCGCUCGGCGACGGCCACUCGAUAAUCGCGGAGGAUGCCAGCACAGGGGAGGCCGUGGGCAUGUGCAUCAACAGCAUCGUGACGCCCGAGAUACACGAGAAGGAGGCGCAGCUGCAGGUGCGCGAUGAGAAGCUACGGGCGGUGCUGCGCGUGGUAGAUGCGGCGUUGGCAGAGGCGGACGUGUGGUCGCAUACGACUGCUCGGAGCGCGCUCGAGGUGCACAUCCUGGCCGUGGCGAGUUCUGCGCGCGGCCGCGGUCUGGCGGCGGCGCUGCUGGCGGAGUCGCUGCGGAUGGCCAAGGAGGAGCUGCGGCUGCCGUUGGUGAUGAUCUUCUGCACCAGUGCCUUCUCCGCGAGGCUGGCGCGCCGCGCGGGCAUGCAAGUCGUCUACGAGCUGCCGUACAGCGAGAUUGACCUGCCUGAGCAGCCCCCACACCCACACGACAGACUCGCCAUUUACAUGCUGCACCUCCAACAAUAGCAGGAACUGCGAAGCUGCAAUUAUUACCUUAGGGUGGAUAACGACGGACUGGUAUUAUCAUCUCCAUCGAUGUUCGAAGUAGCAUGAAGAUACGAAAUGCACAUGAGCGAAGGAUACUUGCUGUUACAACGCUUUUUGAAAGACAGGUUCCCUCGCAGCAUCAAUAUACACAUUAUGUUCGUCAUUUUUCAGAGAGAUAAUUUCUGUGUAAUAAAUACAGGCAAUAAUGCAGGCAUAAACAAAACUGUGACAAGAAA